AUAGUCAGCCGAUAGUCGGACUUUUUUCCUCAAGCACGUGAGCAAUCACGAAAAACCGCAUAUAAAGCGUCGUCUACAAUGACAGCAGGAGUAUGUGGGAGUAUGCAGCAGACGUAAACAAUGACAUAGCGGCGUUAUUUUGUUAUUUCCAAGUGUGUCGAACGCAUGUGCAUUUGAACAUGUCAUCCGUUCGGGAAAACGCUUGUGCAGUAACAGGAUCCGGUAACAGAGUGCAAUUUCCUGAAAUAAUCGACGACAAGAUAAGCACCGAGGAGUUUUUGCAGGCCGCUCGGGAUGUCGUGCUGAUAGUCGAUAAAUUUGGCAAAUUGUUUGCGCCCAUACGAUACGACAUGCAGGGCAACAUCGAUAAACUCACUACCAGGUAUUCUAUGGAUAAAAUCGCUAACUCGACUCUGCAAGACAUGAUCUUACUCGAAAAAUCUACAGAAAAAGAUCUCAUUGCGGUUGACGCCUUAAUGUGGUUAAGAAGGGCCUUGCAUAUGAUUUUAUUAUUCUUCGAAAGAAUCGUGGAAGAUCACAAAACUGGGGAAUCAACAGAAGAUCUGGUCGCAUUCUUGAGAGAAGCGUACAAAGAAGUUUUUGAGCCCUAUCACGGUUGGAUGGCACAACAAUUGUUUAAUCUCCUAUCACGUAUGACACCUUCCCGUUCACAGCUCUUACUAGCAUUAGCGGAUGGAGAAACGGGGAAAGAAGAAGUUACUUUAAAUAAUAUGGAGCUUUCCUUAAUAAAUCUGAGGAAAAAUGUGAUAGCUUUAAAGGCAUUUUAUAAUGAUCAUAAUCUAGAAGUAUAUACUGUGGUAUAAUGUAAAAUAUAUUGUUAAAGUUCGA
Molecule: messenger RNA, 849 nt
Organism: Temnothorax curvispinosus
Lineage: Eukaryota; Metazoa; Arthropoda; Insecta; Hymenoptera; Formicidae
Product: glycolipid transfer protein
Exons: 6
Coding region: 93-824 (243 amino acids)
Biological process (GO): intermembrane lipid transfer; ceramide transport
Cellular component (GO): cytoplasm; membrane; cytosol
Molecular function (GO): ceramide 1-phosphate transfer activity; ceramide 1-phosphate binding
Source: RefSeq, a predicted model, not a curated record